AUGGCACCCCCCGUCCGACAUUCACGCUCGCUCGAAGGACUCGAGCGAGUAAUCCCACCACUUUCACCACAACCUCCCUUCUAUAGUCGCUCCGAUCUCUUUCUCAACAAGCCGCUCCCCGCAGAACCCCUUCCCAAACAACCAGAAUGUUCGGCUAUGUGGAGUGACUCCAGCGACAGCGACAGCGACACCGAAAGUACACUCGAUAGUAUCACCGGACCCAGUGAACCCCGCCAUUCAGCAGAUAGUUAUCCCAUCUUCGUCAGUUCUGGCUCCGACUUCGACGACUUGGUCGAUCACCCGGCUCCAUCCGCCGAUCAGCUUCUGAGACUAUCCCCGCAACUGCCUCCACAUAAACGCACGGACUCCAUCGAUAUCAAUAUCCCAUCAAUUGUUGAGCCCCCAGUAUCAAUUUCGUCAUCAUUUUCCGACACACAGUACGGGCGUCCAUCGAAUUGGAACCAAAGCCGCACAGGCACAAAUCACUACUUCCGCGAGAAGAAGUGGGAUUAUUUCCCCGAAUUGGCGCCUUCCGCUCUACAGGCCAGUGGCCGCAUCAGCCCAAAUAUGGUUGCACCGAACACUAAAUCCCGCAAAAUGGGCAACCCACUGGAGUUUGCCAAGGGCAAGUACCGUUGGCAUUCGCUGGACCGCGGUGGUUUCGGCGGAGUUCGCGACUCAAUCAAGACUUACGUCCACCGCACUCUCUCGCGCGACUGCACAGCGGAAAAUAAGCCAAAGGAAAUUCCCCGCCCGGCGACAGCGCCCAUGGACCGCCACCUCAAUGAUGUAGGAGGUACACUUUCCAACACAGCCCCGGCACCACAUAAAUCCACCUUGGCCUUGAACACGAAGGUCUUUACGCGAGCUACAUCCGUCGCUACAUCCUCGAGCAGCGAGUAUGACUAUACCAACCACAGGUUCCAUCUUCAAACACCAAUAUCACCAACAUCGCCUGCUUCGCUCUCAACCCCCACAACAGCCCGGCCGAAACAACUAGCAGUUCCGCUAUCCGCGUACCAGAAACACGGCCCCGUGAUUUGGGAAUCACCCAAGAAAUCCAAGAAGCGGAACGUUCAGUUCCCGAGAUAUAAGUCCUCGCCCGACUCAGCUGCAGAGCCCUUUUCAUCUUCGGCUCCCAACUUAUCUUAUGCAAAUGUCAUCCCUUCUUUAUCUCCGCUGCGGAAGCAGUCCCAGCAUAAUCCCCGAGGUGUGUUCCUGGGUGCAAAGAAAAAGAUUGUGGAGUCGAAGGAGGAUCGCAGAAGGGAGCAGUUGAAGGCUCGGAUCAAGUUGGUUGGGCCUGUCAACCCGCAUAAUUAUGUGCAGGCCGAUCCAUGGGUUUGA
Penicillium samsonianum is the source of this 1344-nucleotide messenger RNA. RefSeq lists its product as uncharacterized. NCBI's taxonomy places the organism in Eukaryota, Fungi, Ascomycota, Eurotiomycetes, Eurotiales, Aspergillaceae. Bases 1 to 1344 code for a protein of 447 amino acids. The record is from RefSeq and is a predicted model, not a curated record. The transcript has a single exon.